CGUAAACUGGACUUAUUUCUCCCUUAGAUGAUGAAGCUAAAAGGCAGACUGCUUCUUCAAGAAAAUGCUGAUUUUGACAGGGCUGCCGAAGAUGUGAGGAAGCUGAAAGCAAGGCCAGAGGAUGAAGAACUGAAAGAACUCUAUGGGCUCUACAAACAGUCUGUAAUCGGAGACGUUGAUAUCGAGUGUCCAGGAAUGUUAGACUUAAAAGGCAAGGCUAAGUGGGAAGCAUGGAACCUCCAAAAAGGAUUAUCGAAGGAGGAUGCCAUGAGUGCCUAUAUUUCUAAAGCAAAAGAACUGAUAGAAAAAUAUGGAAUUUAGAAUUCGCCAUAUGAGAAAACCUUCCUUUUGAAACCUUCAUAAUGGUAUCAUGACCUACAUUUUGGGGAAAAAUGUACUGUUAACUCUACACAUCAUGAAUGCUUUUGCUAGUAACAUGAAUUGUAACCCUUAAUUAGAGGUAUGAUGAAACUCCACAUUUUACUUGCUCAACCCAGGUGGAGUUUUUUUUUUUUACCUUUAAGAAAAUUAUGUUUAUUUAGGUUUCUGAAUCAUCACAUGUAUCAAAGACUAAUACAUAAAGAGGUGAUUUUAAAUAUUCUUUAAAAAAAUAUUGCUCUGGUAAUAUAUGCACAAAAACAUUAACAAUUGUUUGUUCUUUUGGUUUGUCUGUUUUUCUUCAGUGGGUUAGUAUAACUAGUGUAAUCAAAACAGUUUGUAAAGAAUCAAUAAUAAGACUGUGCCUGUGUUGUACCAUGUAGUUUUGGGGUUCACACUGACACGGGGCCUGAUUCCAGUCCUGGUUCCAGACCUUACUCUGUGAUUUAGUUACUAGGUGACCUGAGGCAAGUUACUUAAUCUUGCUAUGCCUCAUCUGUACAGUCAGGAAAAAAAAUCAGUCUUACAGAGUAGUAGGAAUUGAAUGAGAUAACUGUAGUUAUCCUACCAUCGUUUUAAAGCUUAUGCUAUAUAAAAUCUAACAACAAAUAAGCUAAGUUUUUUAAAAAGAUAAAGUCUAUCUAAAAGACAAAUUUAUGAGCCUAUAGCUCUUCAAAGAAAAAAAGCUACUAUGGAACUAUCAACUAUUUUUCUUUAAAUUUUUACAUUUAAUACAAAUUAAAAAAUCAAAUGGAAAUGUAGUAUCUAGUGAUGAUAAACUGUAUAACUGCUGUACCUCUUACAUUGAGCUUUAUCAGAGUAAAAAUGUAGAGUCUGAAAUACUAUAUUGGCCCAACACCCCAUCUUUCUUGCUGUUACAGAGGUUCUCUGAAAGAAGAUAGUAUCACUUUAACCGUUCUAAAAUCUGUUUGAGAUUCCAUAGGCUAAAAAUCACCCCUAAAUGCUGUUAUCUCUAUUGUCUGCAUAAGGGUUCAGGUUUGGUAUGGUAUGGUCAGAAAGAUAGAUAAAUUGAUAAGUGUCUCCUGUCACUUACCUGAUAUGUAGACAAGAUAUGGAGAACAAAAUAUAAUUCUGAAAAUGUUCAGUUUAUCUUGUACAUUUCAUAUGACUUUUAAGAAGGAUAGAUUGAUUUCAUGUGACUUUAAAAAAACAAAUCUAGAUUGACUGGAUGAAUUUCCAGGGAAUUAUGCUGAAAAAGUCCAGUGAAAAAGCCAUACCCAAUAGGUUUCAUACUGUAUGAUCCCCUUUGUCACAUUCUGGAAAUGGCAAAAUUAUAGACCUGGAGGGCAACAAAGUGAUUGCCAGGGAGGAGGGCUGUGGGAGUAUCUCUAAAAAGGCAGCAGGAGGGGUCCUGUGGUCACAGAGGGGUCCUGUGCUCUGUGUCUUGACUGUACCAAUGUCAGUAUCCUGGCUGUGAUGUCAUACACGGUGUUACCAUCAGGGGAGACUGCGUAGCUACGUGUUAUUUCUUACAGCUGCAUGUGGAUCUAC
Hipposideros armiger (great roundleaf bat) is the source of this 1890-nucleotide messenger RNA. It is a transcript of the gene ACBD7, whose product is annotated as acyl-CoA binding domain containing 7. The coding region runs from base 28 to 321 and encodes 97 amino acids. The transcript is spliced from 4 exons. Gene Ontology annotation, molecular function: fatty-acyl-CoA binding. Gene Ontology annotation, biological process: fatty acid metabolic process. The record is from RefSeq and is a predicted model, not a curated record. NCBI's taxonomy places the organism in Eukaryota, Metazoa, Chordata, Mammalia, Chiroptera, Hipposideridae.